AAAACUCACGCCCCAAACAAAACGCAAGGAGAGGAGGGCGCGCGGCCUGCAGCCCUCGCCCGCGUCCCCGGCCGCGGCGUGAUGCGCGCGGACCAGCCCGCGACGCCCGGGCUGCCGCUGUCCCCGCACCUGGACGCUGGCGCGGUGGCCGCGCCCCAGCCUCGAUCGCUCGCCGCGGCGACUCGGCCCCAGGCUUCCGGCGCCGGUGGGGGCCCUCGCUCUCCAUGGGGCUGAGGGACUGGCUGAGAACCGUGUGCUGCUGCUGCGGGUGCGAGUGCUUGGAGGAGCGCGCCCUGCCUGAGAAGGAGCCCCUCGUCAGUGAUAACAAUCCAUAUUCCUCAUUUGGAGCAACUCUGGUGAGGGAUGAUGAGAAGAAUUUAUGGAGUAUGCCCCAUGAUGUGUCCCACACAGAGGCAGACGACGACAGAACCCUGUACAAUUUGAUAGUCAUUCGUAAUCAGCAGGCCAAAGACUCAGAGGGAGUGCUCCAGAGUGGUGAGACAUCCAAGCUAAAGCAUAAAGCCAACCAUUGUUGGGAGUUAUUGACGGCCCCUCUAAGUCUUGAAGGUGCCAGACCGCUGGGCACAGGCCUCUCCUGGCCUCCACCCCCUGCCAACCGCUACUCCAAGGAGUGGCAGAAGCUCAACUAUGAUAUCCAUACCCUGCGGCAGGUUCGAAGGGAAGUAAGAAACAGAUGGAAGUGCAUCUUAGAAGAUUUAGGUUUUCAAAAGGAAGCUGACUCUUUGUUGUCAGUGACUAAACUCAGCACCAUCAGUGAUUCUAAAAACACAAGGAAAGCUCGAGAGAUGUUGUUAAAACUGGCUGAAGAAACCAAUAUUUUCCCAACAAGUUGGGAGCUCUCAGAGAGAUAUCUCUUUGUUGUGGACCGUCUCAUUGCACUUGAUGCUGCAGAAGAGUUCUUUAAGCUUGCUCGUCGAACUUACCCCAAGAAGCCUGGGGUUCCAUGCCUGGCAGAUGGCCAGAAAGAACUGCACUACCUUCCGUUUCCAAGUCCCUAAAGGAGAGGCUCAGGGGCAGAAUGGGAAUUCUUCCAUGAGGACUCAGCAGUCAACCAAAGUUGGACAAUUACAUGUAGAAGAGAGUGAGCAAAUAGAGUUUGCUUAGUGAAAAAUGAUACUGAAUUCUACAUAAAUGUAAAGUCUUUAAUCUGAGGACCCUGCCCCAUGAAUUGUGCAGGCUGCAUUGAAACGCCUUGGUGAUCUCAUAUUUAGGAAGAAAGUUAAAGAGUUGGUCAGAUGGAUAGUUCAUAAUGGGUGGUUCCAUUCUGAGAGCCCAUUGCCCCAGCUUUGGUUUUAGUUGUGUCAUAAUCUCUGAUCAUUAAUCCUACUGACUGAGUGGACUAUUUCAGUUAAUAAAACAAUAUGAUUAAUAGAGAGAGCUGUCAUUGAGUCCCAAAAUGGAUUGCCAGUUUUAAAAUAAUUAUUAUAAAAUGUAUGCUAACCCCAAAAUAAUACUAGGCAUGAGGUGACCUCUCUGAUUUGGUCACCUUGUAGAACCUUGGAGGGUGUCAGGGCAUCUCUUUGAGUAUCAGUUAUGAUUAUUCAGAAGUAUAGAUGUAUCAAAUGAUAGAAAUGACAAGGAAUGGCUGGGCGUGGUGGCUCAUGCCUGUAAUCCCAGCACUUUGGGAGGCCAAGGUGGGUGGAUCAUGAGGUCAGGAGUUCAAGACCAGCCUGACCAACAUGGUGAAACCCUGUCUCUACUAAAAAUACAAAAAUUAGCCAGGUGUGAUGGCACGCGCUUGUAAUCCCAGCUACCCAGGAGGCUGAGGUAGGAGAAUCGCUUGAGCCCGGGCAGUGGAGGUUACAGUGAGCCGAGAUUGCACCAUUGCACUCCAGCCUGGGCGACAGAGCGAGACUCCGUCUCAAAAAAAAAAAAAAAAAAAAAAAAAAAGAGUUAUGUAUUCAUGUGUUGUACUUGCAUUUUAAAUUCCCAACAUUAUUGAUAUCUGGUUCUCUCAUCUUUGUAUAUUGUCCAUUUCUAUUCCAAAAGCCUUUCGCUCUUUUUUUUUUUUUUUUUUUUUUUGAUGGACUCUCGCUCUGUCGCCCAGGCUGGAGUACAGUGGUGCGAUCUCGGCUCACUGCAACCUCCGCCUUCCGGUUUCAAGUGAUUCCCCUGCCUCAGCCUCUGGAGUAGCUGGAACUACAGGCGCGUGCCACCACACCUGGCUAAUUUUUUGUAUUUUUAGUAGAGACGGGGUUUCACCAUGUUAGCCACGAUGGUCUCGAUCUCCUGACCUCGUCAUCCGCCUGCCCCAGCCUCCCAAAGUGCUGGGAUUACAGGCGUGAGUCACCGCGCCCGGCCAAGCCCUUGGCAUUUUAUCUGGAAUAGCAUCUGUAAACUGAAGUGUUUGACCUCUGUUUUCUUCUCUCCUCUUUCAUCUGUUUCUGAUUCGUUGGCUGGCAGCUGCACCUGUGGGGGGACCUCUCAUGCAGACUUGCACAUAUGCAGGGAGUAUUGCACUGAAGAUCUUUGCUGGACCUUCUUCUCUUCAGAAGAUAAUUUUCAAAAGGGAGCAAUGCUGUGAAUGCAGCUUGCUUCUCUCUACAGAUUGAGAAGUCCAGCUUCAAAAGUUACUUGCCACUUAAGCAAGGAACUUGUCAAGAGAUCAUGGUUCAUGUUACUGAAAAGACUUUAAGGAUUUGUAAGGUUAAUCCAUAGAUUGCUGAGAAAAAUGGAAAUAUUUUUAUUUUUACAGAUUUUGCACUUCUGAAUUCAGGUUAAAAACUAACUUGUAUUUAGUCUGCUUAGAGGACUGUGACUUGAAAAUUUUUAUAUACCAAUGAGCUUUUUGGUAGCGUCCACAAUGUUUAAAAUAUUUCAUAGGCGAGAUCCGUGUUCUCCAUUUAUUAAUGCAUUGUAGACCAAUUUAACUGCUGUGUUUCAGGAAAAUUCUUCCUAGUUUAAUAAGCAAGCUAAAAGUUUUAUUUUUUAUAUUUAGUGCUUAAUCUUUGCCUCAUGUUAUGUAAAAUUAGCCUGCAGAUAUUUUCUCUCAAUUCUGUAGACUCUCGCAAGAUAAACAUUCAAACAGUGAAACAAACAAUAAAAUAAAUAAACCUAAGGAUGUCGUAUUGUUUUACUCUCGGUCUCAGAAUUUGUAUUUUGCCUUUCUGCCUUUUUUAUGUCAAAAUAGAUGAGAUUGUGUGCAUCUAUAAAUUGUUACCACAGUAUUUUUGAUAAUGAAUAAGGAUAGGACUAUCUCUGUGAUUAUUAAAAUACAUGGAAUUAUCCAGGAAAUUUUCCUUACAAGGAAUUAAAAGACUCCUGUAUUUACUUUUCA
Homo sapiens (human) is the source of this 3298-nucleotide messenger RNA. RefSeq names its product melanoregulin (gene MREG). Gene Ontology annotation, biological process: melanosome localization; melanosome transport; minus-end-directed organelle transport along microtubule. Bases 225 to 1019 code for a protein of 264 amino acids. Lineage: Eukaryota; Metazoa; Chordata; Mammalia; Primates; Hominidae. Gene Ontology annotation, cellular component: cytoplasmic vesicle membrane; protein-containing complex; apical plasma membrane. The transcript is spliced from 6 exons. Gene Ontology annotation, molecular function: phosphatidylinositol binding. The record is from RefSeq and is marked validated.